UAGCUGAGUCGUUUUCUGAGAAGAGACCAUAUUUGUUCGCAGAGGAAGUCGUUGCUUUCUGGGAUCUGGCUACGGCAGAAAAGACAUCGGCUCCAACAAGGGUGUUCCACAGGGUAGCAGGGAGUUGGAAGAGCCAAGAACGCCUCCGAGCUCUGGAUUUGAGCUUCUCGGCCCAUGGGUGCAGCGCUCAUGCUCAGCUUGUGAGCUUCCUCCUGGGAGAGCAGCCAUGGCACUGAGGAAUGUACCCUUUCGCUCAGAGGUCCUGGGCUGGGACCCUGACAGCCUUGCUGACUAUUUCAAGAAGCUCAACUAUAAGGACUGUGAGAAGGCAGUGAAGAAGUACCACAUCGAUGGGGCUCGCUUCUUGAACCUGACAGAAAAUGACAUCCAGAAGUUCCCCAAGCUCCGGGUGCCGAUUCUCAGUAAGUUAAGUCAAGAAAUCAACAAGAACGAAGAGAGGAGGAGCAUCUUCACACGCAAACCCCAAGUCCAGCGGUUUCCUGAAGAGACAGAAAGCCACGAAGAGGACAAUGGGGGCUGGUCGUCCUUUGAAGAAGACGACUAUGAAAGUCCCAAUGAUGACCAGGAUGGGGAGGAUGACGGAGACUAUGAGUCCCCCAAUGAGGAGGAAGAGGCACCCGUGGAAGACGACGCCGACUAUGAGCCGCCACCCUCCAAUGACGAGGAGGCUCUGCAGAACUCCAUCCUGCCUGCCAAGCCGUUUCCCAACUCCAACUCCAUGUACAUCGACCGGCCCCCCUCUGGGAAAACCCCCCAGCAGCCUCCUGUGCCCCCCCAGAGACCGAUGGCCGCCCUCCCGGCCCCGCCCGCCGGCCGGAACCACUCGCCACUACCACCACCCCAGACCAACCACGAAGAACCCAGCAGAAGCAGAAACCACAAAACGGCAAAGCUCCCUGCUCCUUCAAUAGACAGAAGCACCAAACCUCCCUUAGAUCGUUCAUUAGCUCCGUUUGACAGAGAACCCUUCACACUAGGAAAGAAACCACCGUUUUCUGACAAGCCCUCAAUUCCAGCGGGAAGGCCUCUCGGGGAGCAUUUACCCAAGGUUCAAAAGCCUCCUUUACCACCGACCACAGAAAGACAUGAAAGAAGCAGCCCCCUACCGGGGAAGAAGCCACCUGUGCCAAAGCAUGGAUGGGGAGCAGACAGAAGAGAGAAUGAUGAAGAUGAUGUGCAUCAGAGGCCUUUGCCCCAGCCAGCACUACUUCCUAUGAGCUCCAACACUUUCCCUUCGAGAUCUGCUAAGCCGAGCCCCAUGAACUCUCUCCCGUCCUCUCACAUGCAUGGAGCAUUCUCAGAAAGUAACAGCAGUUUUCCACAGAGUGCCUCCCUGCCACCAUACUUCUCUCAAGGCCCUAGCAACAGACCACCUAUCAGAGCCGAAGGCAGAAACUUCCCCUUGCCACUUCCAAACAAACGUCGGCCCCCAUCCCCCGCGGAAGAAGAGAAUUCAUUAAAUGAAGAGUGGUACGUUUCUUAUAUUACCCGACCAGAGGCAGAAGCUGCUCUUAGAAAGAUAAACCAGGAUGGCACAUUUCUGGUUAGAGACAGCUCUAAAAAAACAAUAACCAAUCCAUAUGUCCUCAUGGUGUUGUACAAAGAUAAAGUUUACAACAUCCAGAUCCGUUAUCAGAAGGAAAGUCAAGUUUACUUGUUGGGAACUGGACUCCGAGGGAAAGAGGACUUUCUGUCUGUGUCAGAUAUUAUUGACUACUUCAGGAAAAUGCCACUUCUGCUCAUUGAUGGGAAAAACCGAGGUUCCAGAUACCAGUGCACAUUAACGCAUGCAGCAGGGUACCCAUAGCAAGUUAUAGCCGAGCAAAUGAACCAUCCUCCUGCCUCUGUUGCCAACACGAGAUCAACCAGCCUUGGUCAACGGACAAACACUUAGGACUGAACUGAACCCCUCCCCAUGAACACAAGGGUUUUAUCCUUCCCUUUAAAAACAGUGUUUGAAAUGAAGACUGUCAAAUAUCCCAUAAUUUAUUUAUUCUUCUUCAAUGUUUGUAAAGUGCAUAAGUCAUGUUCACACUUGAAGUCUAGUAGUGCACUGUAAUAAUUCAUUUUUUAAAAGUUUUUUUAAUGCCCAUUUCAAAAUACAAUAGUUUACACAGCUACAGAAACAAUUUGGGGCAAGUUUUAAAACACUGAAACAGUAAUAGUUAUUGGUAUCACAUAAAACUGAUUUUCUUACAGCCAAACCUCUGUCAGUCAGAGGCAUUCAUUAGUUUUAUACAUGUAAUUUGAAAAUUACUAAACCUCAUUUUCUCAGCAGCAAUAAUUUAAGAGGCUUCAAAAAUAUAAUUUCACUCUUACUUAUUUGGUAUUUUUUUCCUGGGGGGAUUUUUAUGUAAUUUUUUUUAUGAAAAGAUAAAUGCAUGUUGAGAUAACUUCUGGGAUUAAAAUAGUCUUUUGCUUUACUUUUUUGGUUUCCUAAAACAACUUUAUUGACUUUUAGUCCAUACUGUUAUAUUUUCAUCUUAAAGAAAAUUUAAACUACAAAUACCAAAACAUUUUAAAUUUAGGGAUGAGACUUUGGUGUAUCGUGGGUCUAUGUUUAAUGAAUACAUCUGGGGUUAAAUUGGCGUUUCUUCACAUCUCCACACCCACACUAACCAUUACACCUCCCCACCAACCUUCUCUCAACCCCAAAAGCAUUGUCCAGGGACAUAGAUUUUACCAAAGGCUCCCUGGGAGGAUGAGGGAGCAACACUUUAGAUAAAUUUGAUCAGACUUUCUUAUUAGGUAUGGCUCUUCUAUCUCUUGUUAUCCCCCUGACAGCUCUGCCAUAAAGUCCCUUCUCCUCAUCCUUCCCAAACAGGUUGUAUAAGUGCUUUGAAGUAACUAAACUCUUUCCUUCAGUUUACAAACCUCACUUAACAAAAAAUAUAGGCAUUCAGCCAGAUUAAAAAACUGGUAUUCAGUCAAAUAGUGA
Molecule: messenger RNA, 2959 nt
Organism: Cercocebus atys (sooty mangabey)
Lineage: Eukaryota; Metazoa; Chordata; Mammalia; Primates; Cercopithecidae
Gene: LCP2
Product: lymphocyte cytosolic protein 2 (SH2 domain containing leukocyte protein of 76kDa)
Exons: 21
Coding region: 227-1828 (533 amino acids)
Biological process (GO): cell surface receptor protein tyrosine kinase signaling pathway; intracellular signal transduction
Molecular function (GO): protein binding
Source: RefSeq, a predicted model, not a curated record